Molecule: messenger RNA, 1174 nt
Organism: Microbotryum saponariae
Lineage: Eukaryota; Fungi; Basidiomycota; Microbotryomycetes; Microbotryales; Microbotryaceae
Source: the annotation of a GenBank genome assembly
AUGCCUAUGAUGAGCUCGACCUCGACCUCGAGCGCUGAGUCCCCGAUCCCGAUCCCGAUCGUGUUCGAUGUGCUCGGGACGUGCUUCUCGUUCGAUCCGGCGAUUGACGCCGUGCGCGAAUUGUUCCCGGAAAAGUUCUCCUCCGAAGCGCAUGCGAGAUCCGUUAUCGACGAUUGGUUCCAUUCGAGUCAGAGGGACUUUACUUGUCAGUGUUGGCAGCGUGUGCAGUGGUCGUCGUUUGGUUUGCGCUGAUGAAGGCGACUCACUCGCUUCGACACCGGCCCCACUUGGCUCACGGUGGUCCGUAUUUGCCAACAGACUUGUCAAUGAAUGGUGGCUACACGUGGGUUACAACCCGUACAAGUCGGUCCCUUUCAGAGAGAAGGCUGAUCAACGGUGGUCUGCUCCCCACCCCCCACCUCAUGACGGCGCAGUCCGAUCGCGCAAAUCCUCAAAGCGACCCUCCCUCGCGUACUGCAGAUGAACCAAAUCACCACCACGACCCUCACCCAAGACGAUCUCGCCCCCGUACUCUCCAUCAUCCCUUCCUUACCACCCCGUUCAAGUUUGGUCGAGUGCUCGGCCCUGCUCCUCGCGGCUGAAAAACCUUCGUUCCAACCCAUGGCUGCGACCAAUGGCGCGCACAAGACUACGAGGGCUUUGUACAAAGCCGCUCUCGGAGAGCAGGAGGCGGACAAGUGGAUGUAUUUCAGUUGCGAUGAGAUCGAGGUCGCUAAACCGGCGCCGGUCGUGUACGAGGCCAUUUGGGAGCGGUUGAGAAGUAAAGCGCUCGGCAAGGACGGAGGGUGGUUUGUGGCGAGUCAUACGUGGUCAGUCAAGGGUUGGAUGAUGGAUUGAUGAGCCAACCGGGACCUCAUGUGGGUCGAAUGAAUGAUGGCGUGCUUGACAGGGAUCUUUACGCGGCAAAGAAGGCUGGGUCCGUCGCUCUGAAAGACUUUCGCGUCACCCCAUCACUGAGAUUCCAUCUGACGCCCAGAGUUCCAUCGAUGUCCACAGAUUCAAGACAGCCUGGACAUCGUACGAGGAACACGAUCUCGCUUCGGACGUGUGGGGUCGGCCGGACGUCAUUGGUGCCGAUCUCGUCGACGUCGCCAAGCAAAUCAUCGCAUGGGAAACAAAGAAGGCCUCUUCGAGAUCCACGGCGCAGGAUUGA